AUGACGGCGUCAAAUACAUUUAAGUCACCCAUCACUGGCAUAACUUCACUCAAGUUUGGAAACGUGGGGGAAGACAACCAUGUACACGUCGCUAUAGUCGGCGCCGGUCCCAGGGGGACAAGUGCUUUGGAACGCCUAUGCUCUUCAGCAGUAGAGAUCUUUGGAUCUGCCGCAGAGCUCACAGUUCACAUUGUUGACCCAUCUCCGCCAGGUGCGGGCAUGGUCUGGCGCAUAGACCAGUCAUCAGAGCUUCUUAUGAACACCGUUACUUCACAGGUAACCUUGUUCACAGAUAAUAGUGUUGUGUGUGCUGGACCCAUUCGACCUGGACCUAGCCUAUAUGACUGGGCGCGAGAAGCCAUUCCUGAACUUGGCCCGGAUGAUUAUGCCACUCGCUCGCAGUAUGGCGGUUACCUCGAAUGGGUCUUCGCGGAAGUGGUCAGAAGAGCGCCCCUCAACAUCAGAAUCCAAGUUCAUGUUGCUCUUGCAGUUCGCGUGAAUGAAGCUGUGGAUGGAAGCCAAAUUCUUACUCUGUCUACUGGGGAAAACCUGCCCGAUCUGGCUGCAGUUGUCCUGGCUCAGGGGCAUCUUCCCCUUCGCCCAGACCCCGAGUUGCAGAAGCUAAGCAAUUAUGCAAGUGAGAAUGCUUUGCGCUACUUUCCUCCCUCUAACCCGGCCGAUAUUGAUCUUUCGGUCAUUGCGCCGGGUGAAUCUGUCUUGCUCCGGGGACUUGGCCUCAACUUCUUUGAUCACAUGGCUUUGCUGACAACUGGGCGUGGCGGGAGGUUUUCCGUCUCAUCAAACGGUCAGCUAGCAUAUCAUCCUUCCGGAAAUGAACCUCACAUGUUCGCCGGUUCUCGUCGUGGAAUUCCAUAUCAUGCGCGCGGUGAUAAUGCCAAAGGCGCAUUUGGUCGACAUAUGCCACUUGUUCUUACGGACGAUGUUAUUGCUGGCUUUCAUAAGCGUACCAAAGAGGGCCACGCUCCAGACUUUUUGAAGGAAAUAUGGCCCUUGGCCGCUAAAGAGGUAGAGAUUGUCUAUUACGAAGCCUUGUUACGGGCACGGCAAAACGGCGUGUCCCUAGCCACAUCUCCUUUCAAUUUUCGCAAACGGUUCCUCGCAGUACCUCAUAAUAGCCGCCAAGAAGCUCAACUUCUUGAGGAGUUUGGGGUAUCCAAGGGUGAAAGAUGGUCCUGGGAACGCAUCCAGAAACCCCAAGGUAGCCGCACCUUCUCCACGGCGGAGGCAUGGAAGUCGUGGAUGAUUGGAUAUUUGCAAACUGAUGCUAAAGAAGCAGCCUUGGGAAAUCUCGAUGGUCCUUUGAAGGCAGCUCUCGAUGUCAUGCGAGAUAUUCGCAACGAACUGCGUCUUAUUGUCGAUCAUGACGGUGUAAAAGGGACGUCGUACAGAGACCACUUGGAUCGCUGGUACACGCCACUCAAUGCAUUUCUAUCAAUUGGCCCGCCGCGUCAGCGAAUUGAGCAAAUGGUAGCUCUCAUGGAAGCCGGAGUGCUGGAGGUUCUUGGUCCGCAGCUACAAGUGCAUGCAAAGGAUGGAGUUUGGCAGGCGUCGUCGCCAAGCAUUUGCAACUGGACUGUGCAAGCUACAACUCUUAUUGAAGCUCGUCUGCCUGAACCAAACCUUCGACACACUGCUGAUGAUCUUUUAUCCCGCAUGUUCAAGUCUGGUCAAUGCCGUCCACAUAUUCUUGACGGCUACGAGACUGGCGGCAUGGACAUCACCAACAGCCCGUAUCACAUCAUUGAUGCUCAGGGAAGAGCUCACCCCAGACGAUUCGCUGUUGGUGUUCCUACAGAAGGAGUACAUUGGGUCACAGCCGCUGGAGCUCGACCUGGUGUGAACUCUGUCACUCUUGCGGAUACGGAUGCAGUUGCACGAGCUGCUCUUCAGGCCGCGAGGUCUGAGAUGCGCCAGGCUUACGAGCCAGCUUUGCAGACAACGUCGCUGCCCAUGGUGGUGGCAACUUGA
Molecule: messenger RNA, 1989 nt
Organism: Pochonia chlamydosporia 170
Lineage: Eukaryota; Fungi; Ascomycota; Sordariomycetes; Hypocreales; Clavicipitaceae
Product: FAD-dependent oxidoreductase protein
Exons: 1
Coding region: 1-1989 (662 amino acids)
Source: RefSeq, a predicted model, not a curated record